CAGAUAUUAUUGCUGUCGUCGCUCGUUCCGAUCGUCAUCAUCGUCGUCGUCGUCGUUCGUCGCCGUCGUUCAAAAAAGGGGGUCCCACAAUCGUAACCGCGAUCGUCAUCGUCAUCACCGUCAUCAUCAUCAUCAUCGUCGUCGCCGCGUUCGCGUGGUUCGUUCGGGGCCACAUUUAGGCCAGCUAUAAACCGAUACCAGAACGUUUUUCCAUUCAGUCAUCUACCCAACUGCCGAAGCGUACUGAUCUCUCCUGGCCACCAGAGCCCAGAGGAUAUCAGCGAGUGCUCUGAAUUUGUUUGUGUUGUGAACCAUUUUUGCCCGAUCGGAGCUAGCCGGAACCUUGCGGUUUUGAACCGUUGAAGAAUAUCGGAGAAUAAUUGUAAUUUUAAGGAUGUCCGUGUUGCGAACACUGGUGCUGUUGGCCAUCGGUGCCACCGUGGUGCUGGCCCAACGACGACUCGCCCUGCCCGAUCCUAGAAGUUGUGCCAACCGCGUGCGGCACGCCACGUACCGAGAUGCCCGUGGUGUAGCCCAUUCGUACUUCUUCAGCUGGGAGCACAACCCAACCCGCAACCUGGAAGUGGACUGGCUUGAUGCCCGUAACAUCUGCCGUCGCCAUUGUAUGGACGCCGUCUCGAUGGAAACGCCCCAGGAGAACGAAUUCAUCAAGCAGCGCAUUGCCCGCGGAAACGUCCGGUACAUCUGGACGUCCGGACGCAAGUGCAACUUUGCUGGAUGCGACCGCCCAGAUCUGCAGCCACCAAAUGAGAACGGAUGGUUCUGGUCCGGAUCGGGAGUCAAGAUCGGACCAACCACCCAGCGCAACACCGGAGACUGGAGCUACACCGGAGGAUACGGACAACAGCAACCGGACAACCGUGAAGCAGCUCAGGGUAACGACGAAUCUUGCCUGUCGAUUCUGAACAACUUCUACAACGACGGACUGAAGUGGCACGAUGUUGCCUGCCACCAUCUGAAGCCAUUCGUCUGCGAAGAUUCCGAUGAGCUGCUGAACUUUGUCCGCUCCCGUAACCCAGGAAUCCGUCUGUAAAAGAACUCUUUGAAACAAAAAAAAACUCAACCAAAACCCCUUCGUAAACCCAGUGUUCCUCAAAGCAAUCCCCAUCCCCAACCCCAGAACAGCGAGUAUGACGUGAGUCAAGCUGAAGGCGGCCCCUCAAACUCACAUGGAAUGGUCAUAACACCUUCUACGAGGAGACGCAUUCGGACUUGACCUGCGGCAACUCAUUCCAGCUUGAAAAAAAAAAAACAACAAAAAGCUUUCGCUCAAAACAGACAGCCCGCGGAAGCGCCAACAAAUUGUACGUUAUACUUAUUGUGUUUUAUUAUUUAUUGUAAUGUAAUUAUGUUUUAACAUGAAGAAGGACCCAGUUGUGCGAAUUUCUCUGUACAAAUGAACAGCGCGUUAGAGAAGCAAACAGUAAUGAAGGAAAAAUUCGAACAUGACCAAGAUAUCAGAGUAUGAAGAAGUGAUGCUAGCCUUAGCGUAUGAGGCGUAGAAAAAAAACAGCCAUUUUUUGGAAAAAAAGCUACUAAAAAUUGUUUUAAACUUUCGGUAACAUUUCGUCAAAAUUCUGACUCAUUGUCUAUACUAGUGUCAACGAUUCAAGUUUUUGGUACAUUUGUAAGUUUUUGUUUUCUAUUCUGGAAAAUAAAAAGUACUAAAUCUUA
Aedes albopictus (Asian tiger mosquito) is the source of this 1695-nucleotide messenger RNA. RefSeq names its product L-selectin. The transcript has 4 exons. Bases 395 to 1054 code for a protein of 219 amino acids. Lineage: Eukaryota; Metazoa; Arthropoda; Insecta; Diptera; Culicidae. The record is from RefSeq and is a predicted model, not a curated record.